Molecule: messenger RNA, 2300 nt
Organism: Lingula anatina
Lineage: Eukaryota; Metazoa; Brachiopoda; Lingulata; Lingulida; Lingulidae
Biological process (GO): sodium ion transmembrane transport
Cellular component (GO): plasma membrane
Molecular function (GO): ligand-gated sodium channel activity
Source: RefSeq, a predicted model, not a curated record
CGGGUUACGUUUAACACUGAACGUGGAACAGUAUGAAUAUAUGUCCGGGCCAACUGAUGCUGCCGGUGUCAAAAUACUACUCCACGACAGCUCUGACGUACCACUGGUUAAAGACUUGGGUCUGGCCAUACCUCCCGGUUCGCAUGCAUUUUUAGGCUUGUUUAUGCUUAAGGUCAAAAACCUUCCACCUCCUUAUGGGCAGUGUGACGACAGCAUACCGCUGAAUUAUUUUGACCAUUAUACAAGUCACACGUGUUCUGUCGACCGCAAACUCCGCGCUAUGACGGACGUAUGUGGUUGUAUUGACAUAUCUAUGGAGUUCUCACCGCCAGUAAAACUCCCGAUAUGCAACUUAACCCAGUACAUCUCUUGUGUCGUGCCGUUACUAGAAACCUACCGCCGCGACACAAUGGAAUCCCCUUGCCCUGUCCCAUGUGACGAGCACAUCUAUGACCCAUCUGUAUCAUACGCAUCCAUUUCGAAUUUCCAAGUGGAAACUUUACUGAACGACAGAGAGGUGACAAAACUACAACGUCGCAACCAGAAUACUUUUAGGGCGGACAGUGAAACCAUUUUAAAAGUAAGCGGAGCAGCAGAUGCGAUACAGACAAUGUUGGAACAAAUGUCCAAGAUUUUACAACAUUUGCGCCAUGAGAUAGGUCAACUGCUAGCCACCAUUGCUCCGCGCGUCAACUUUCAAGAUGUCGCAUUACAUAAACUUUGGUAUUCUAUUCAUAACGGGUUUGUGCGAGGUUGGGAGGUAAUGGAAGAACGGACUUUUAGUCACGUGACGUCAGGAUAUCAGGAAACAUUGGGCGCUUUCGAAGAUUCGGCCAUCAGGUCAACUACAGCAACCCCGGAGCAGGAAAAAUGCUGUUUACGAACCGUUUUGUUCGAAAUUAUAGACAUGGAUCUCCUAAAAAAACAAUAUUUGGCACUAAGGGCCUUAGAUAAUAUAACUGCAGUACACGCCAGUUACACUAAUGGAACACCAAUUGUAAAUUAUAUUGUGACUAUGCCAGACGAGCGUUACGAUGACACUUUCAACAACCCAGAAAUGCUUCAAUACCAUCCUUAUAAACAGGAAUACUUGAUGUAUCUAUCGUCUGCUACACAAAGUUAUAUUGAUAGCAUCAUUGCUCUAAGGAAUUUAUCGAAAAAUGUACUAGAUAACAGGUAUUUUAAUAGGACCAGAUUCGAGGAAUACAAAGUUCAGAUUGCAAGAAAUGCAAGAGCAUUUAACUACCGCAAAUAUCUUCUGCAGGAUAGACUUGUUAAAAGGUCGGAAGACAUUGUGAACGAAAAACGCGAAAGGUUUAAUGACAGUGUCACAAAUUUAAUCAAAGUUCGUGACUCAUUGUACUUCCUUUUAAAAAUUGUGAAUAACAGUCUUGAAUCGAAGGCACUGGUUAGCUGGGCGGACGUACAUUCUCUGGUGAGAUAUGCAGAAGACUAUAUUUCCAACAGGUCGCUUACGAAGACGAAUGUAGCCAGCACAUUUUUAAAUGAGUCACAUGUUACCAGUUUCCAGGAAUUAAGAAAAGCUUUAAAUGGACUCCACUCCAGGUCACGUGACAUAACAGACAGUUUAGAAGUUUUCAGGAAAAAUUACAUUGCCGUUUGGAAAACGAUGCUGGAAGAAGGGUCAUUGCAGAAGUUCUACCAGAAACUUAACAGUGACGUAAUGUUGGUUAGUAGUCACAAUGUCACCAGCAGUGAGAGACAAAAAAUUCUUGAGCAUAUGGCACAUCUUCUCAAUACUACUCCAGAACGCGUCAACGCCCUGUCGCGAAAUCAUUCCGUCCUUCUGAGCCGUUUAAACGCAGACUUUUCAGAUAUAGGUUUAAACGAAACAUGUAGCAGACUGAACAGAAUAUUUAAGAACCUGCAAAGCCAGUCGGAUUUGUCUGGCGUUAUGGGAACUACAGAUAAACAAUUUCUGGACGCGUUUGUUGCAUUGAAGAAUCAGCUUGAAGAAUAUCUCAAGGGGAAUGAGAUAGAUGCAGCUUUCUUCAGAGAAAACUUCUUGCAGUUUGAUGUUUUCCUCAAAGAACUCCAGAUUGAAGAGAUCGAACAACAAAAGGCAUAUGACAUAAACAAGCUAUGGAGUGACAUUGGUGGAUCCCUUGGAUUAUUUGUUGGGGCCAGCUUUUUGACACUUUUUGAAAUAGCAGACAUGUUACUGCACACGGCACUGAGACGAAAACUGGUCAUAAAACCAAAAACACCGGCAGUACCUAAUGGAAUUGUAACUGGGCGCUUGCAAACAAUGAUUUGAGAAAAGCAAAGAACAAUUUAAA